Molecule: messenger RNA, 318 nt
Organism: Caenorhabditis briggsae
Lineage: Eukaryota; Metazoa; Nematoda; Chromadorea; Rhabditida; Rhabditidae
Exons: 1
Coding region: 1-318 (105 amino acids)
Source: RefSeq, a predicted model, not a curated record
AUGCACCGCCCAUCUCUCCUCAUCCUCCUCGUCUCUGUCCUCAUCUCCACCCGCGCCUUCGUGAUGCCUCCAUCGCAAGCCACCUUGGCCUGUAUGACCUGCGUAGCUACUGUCAAGGCAAUGGAACCAAUAAUUCUGAAUGAAGGCGAUGACGUGGCAAAGAAGCAAUUGAAUCAGUUAUGCUACAAAGAAGCACCAACUCCAGCUGCCGAAGCAUCUUGCGAGGAAUAUGGAGAUGAUGCUGUUGAUGUGAUAAUUUACUUGGUCAAAAUUGGAGUUCCACCGAAAACUAUUUGUCAGCAAUUGAAGAAAUGUUGA